AAAGUCAUAAAGUGUUGUUUGUCGUGCGAGGGGAGAGUGGUGAGGCGGCCAUAAUCAAACAAAAGUGUUUUUAGUAAAAUGACGGAUAUUUGAUGCCUUAAUAACGUUUUUAAGUCAUUUUAGUGGCGAUUGUCAAAAAAAGGUAUACAAAUGAGCGCUAAAUUGGAUGUAAACAGACGUGUCUUAGCUAUUCAAGCUAAAAAGAAAAGACACAAGCCUGCUAAAAAGAAAGGCAAAAACGAUAUGAACGGACAUGCUGGAGAAAAUCGACAUAACUCGAAAAAUGAACCGUCUCAUAGCUCCAGUAAUGAAACUAUAGAAGAUCCAGACGAUCCUUACACGAGUGAAGAGGAAGAACAGGAAGAUAGUACGGAUUACCGCAAAGGAGGUUACCAUCCUGUCAAAAUUGGCGACCUCUUCCUUUCCAGGUAUCAUGUAACUAGAAAACUAGGUUGGGGUCAUUUUUCUACAGUGUGGUUAUGUUGGGAUCUCGAAGAUAAACGAUUUGUUGCCCUUAAAAUUGUCAAAUCUGCCGAUCACUUUACAGAAACAGCUCUUGAUGAAAUUAAAAUUUUAAAAUCAGUUCGUGAAUCUGAUCCAGCAGAUCCGAAACGUAAUAAAACCGUUCAACUUCUAAACGAUUUCAAGAUCAGUGGUAUCAACGGAGUACACGUCUGUAUGGUUUUUGAAGUUUUAGGUCAUCAUUUAUUGAAAUUAAUCAUAAAAUCCAAUUAUAGAGGAAUUCCAUUAACAAAUGUACGUACAAUAAUGAGGCAAGUACUAGAAGGCUUAGACUAUCUACACACCAAAUGCAAAAUUAUUCACACAGACAUCAAACCGGAAAAUGUUUUACUCUGUAUAUCUGAAGAAGCAAUCAGGAGAUUAGCUUGUGAAGCAGCCGAGAUGCAUCAAUUGGGUAUGAAAUUGCCAACUUCCUUAAUUAGUACUGCCCCAGUUAUAGAAACUAAGAUGAGUAAAAACAAAAAGAAAAAACUAAAAAAGAAAGCCAAAAGACAAAAUGAGCUCUUGAGAAAACAGAUGGAACAAAUUAUCGAAAUCGAAGAACAGAAAAAGAUUAAGGAAAAUGGUGAUGUGAAUAUUAACGGUGGCACAGAAUUUCAUGACAGUCCUCCUAGUCACAGCCCUGAGACGACUCCCGAAACCGAAGUAAAAUUAGACAAUGGAUGUAUCGACGAAAUUGGCGGUGGAGAAGCCACUCAUCCAGAUAAUUCUAUAAUGGAACAGAUGUCUGAAGAUGAUUCUCCACCUCUAAACUCGUCCAACAUUACAAUGGAAAAAAUAGAAUUAGAUCCGGCUUUUGUUGAGUGCGAUUUCGAUGUUAAAAUAGCCGAUCUCGGUAAUGCCUGUUGGGUGGAUAAACAUUUUACAGAAGAUAUUCAAACCAGGCAGUACAGAAGUUUGGAAGUUUUAUUAGGUGCAGGCUACAAUACAUCUGCAGAUAUCUGGAGUACUGCUUGCAUGGCGUUUGAAUUGGCAACUGGCGAUUAUUUAUUCGAACCCCAUUCCGGCGAGGAUUUUUGUAGGGACGAAGAUCACUUAGCUCACAUAAUAGAAUUAUUAGGAACGAUACCGAGAAAAAUAGCCCAGAGUGGAAAAAAUUCCAAACAAUUUUUUAACAAAAAAAGCGAACUUCGACACAUAACGAAUUUGAAACCGUGGGGUUUGGAGGACGUCCUGAUCGAAAAGUACGAUUGGAGUCGACAGGACGCCGAAGAUUUCGCAGCUUUCCUCAAGCCCAUGUUGGAUUUCGAUCCGAAUAAACGCGUAACGGCAUCGGAAUGUUUGAAGCAUCCAUGGUUGUCGCAACAGUGAGCCGAUUGCUCUCUAGGUGACUGAAUCCAAUUUAUUUUUGCUUUGUUCUUUCGGCGUAUAGUGCGAUUUUUUUCCUUUUUUUUUUUCUCUCUUUUUCAGUAUGCAAAAUUCAUUUCGCGAUGCAUUAUGUCCAAUUAAUUUAUUGAUUAGUUCAGCUGGGCCUUCAUUUAAUGUACAUAGCAUUUGUAAUAGAAAAAAAUUGUGAUGUAUGUGUUUUAUAGACAAUAUAAAUGUCCUCCAUAGGUUUCUGUUUCAUUAUAUUUCUGUUGGUUAAUUGGUUAAAUAGUGAUAAAUAUAACGAAAUAAUUAAAAUCCUUAAUUGACCAAUUUUAAUUAUAAAUAUAUUGUAAGUUUUCCUUUUCAAUUACAUUUGAUUCAGUUUUCUCCCAGUUUUCCUCUAUUUUCCUCAUCGAAACUCCUUUUUUUCUACUUUUUAUUUAUAGUAUUAAUCAUGUCUUUUUGAAUAUUUUUUUUAGUCUGUUUUCACUAAAUUUUACAGAACAUUAUUUACUAUUGUUACUUUUUAUACAAUUGGAUUUUAUAAGACACACUUUUUGGUCCUUCGAGCUGGAAAUAGUUGAAACUUAGUAUAUAUAGAUUUAUCAGCACUAAAGGAUUUUUUUCUAAUGUUCUUUUUUUAUCAGACGGGCCUACAUAAUCGUCCCAGUUGAUGGUUACCUGGUUUUUUAUUAUUCAAAUAUUGGAUUUUCUUCUUUAUUAAUCAUAAAUAUAUAAAAUUGUGUUUGAAUAUUCCAGAGAUUUUUUACAAAAACACAUUUUUUGGUCCUUCGAGUCGGAUAAAAUUCAAAAUUGGGUAUAAAUUAAUUUAUCACCACUUAGUUUCAUAAAGGAUUCUUUUCGAAUGUUCUUUUUUAUCAAACGGGAAUUUAUAAUCUUUUCAAUUGAUGUUUAACUGGUUCUAUAUCCUUCCAUAAUGGAUUUUCUUCUUUAUUAAUCAUAAAUAUACCAAAUUGGGUUUGUGUAUUCCAAAGAUUUAGUGCAGAGACAUUUUGUGGUCCUUCGAGCCGGAUAUAGUUGAAAAUUGGGUAUAAAUUGAUUUAUUACCACUAAAUUUCAUAAAGGAUUCUUUUCAAAUGUUGUUUUUUAUCAAACAGGAUCUCAUAAUCGUUCCAAUUGAUGUUUAACUGGUUCUAUUUUAUUCCAUAUUAGAUUUGUUUCAUUAUGAAACAAAUAUACAAAAUUGUGUUUGAUUAUUCCAAAAAUUUUUUACCAAAAGAUAUUUUUUGGUCCUUCGAGCCGGAUAUAGUUAAAAAUUGGGUAUAAAUUGAUUUAUCACCACUAAAUUUCAUAAAGGAUUCAUUUCAAAUGUUCUUUUUUAUCAUAUAGACUUUUAUAAUCGUCCCAGUUAAUGUUAAACUUGUUUUAUAUCGUUCCAUGUUAGAUUUUUUCAUUAUAAAUAAUAAAUAUAUAAAUAUGUGUCUAUUUCUUUAGUGAUUUAGUACAAAGACACGUUUUUUUUAGUCCUUCGAGCCGGAUAUACCUGCAAAUUAACAAAUAAAUCAAUCCACAUUGUAAAAUUUAAGCUUUAACGCGAUUAAAUUUUCUUUUGAAGCAUAACUUUCGAUCAAAUUUACUUUCCGGUCAAUUUAAUAAAUGUUCAAUGUUAAAAACUUUUCAAUAUAGAUGAUAAAAAUGUAAAAAAAUCAUUUUUAUUGGUGAAGUUUUAGAAAUUAUCAUGUUAUUUGAUCUUUGUCCUCGACACCAUCCUCACCAAUUCCCAUAUUUUUCAUAAUCGAUCGCUUAUUUGCACUUUUUUCGAAAUUUGUCGAAUAUUUUUUCAAAAUUUCUCAUUUUGUUCACUUAUAUCCAUAAAGGGUUGAAAUGAACAUAAUUAUAUCACUAUUUGACCAUUUUCCAUAAGUGUUACAGCUUUGAAACCAUGUCGAUAGGAAUAUCUGUGAAAAAUUUUUAGAGGGGGAACAAUUAUAGAUCGAGUUAAAUGUAGACAUAUGCGGUGAUUACAGAGAAAUUCUGAUUUUCACCGUUGCGACUAUUGAAAUUUUAGUUAUAGAAAUUAUUAGACGCAAUGACGCAAGUGUCAUAAAAUUCCAUACUAGAAGCACCAAUAUUUAUAUGAAAAACCUAUUGGAAAUAUAUACAAUAUACAAUGUACAUUGAAUCUCUGAAUAAUUAUAAGCGAAUUCUUACAAA
Molecule: messenger RNA, 4005 nt
Organism: Diorhabda carinulata
Lineage: Eukaryota; Metazoa; Arthropoda; Insecta; Coleoptera; Chrysomelidae
Gene: SRPK
Product: SRSF protein kinase 1
Exons: 3
Coding region: 151-1833 (560 amino acids)
Biological process (GO): protein phosphorylation; regulation of mRNA processing; spliceosomal complex assembly
Molecular function (GO): ATP binding; protein kinase activity
Source: RefSeq, a predicted model, not a curated record